Grosmannia clavigera kw1407 is the source of this 7230-nucleotide messenger RNA. Its product is annotated as acetyl-carboxylase. Gene Ontology annotation, biological process: fatty acid biosynthetic process. Lineage: Eukaryota; Fungi; Ascomycota; Sordariomycetes; Ophiostomatales; Ophiostomataceae. The transcript is spliced from 6 exons. The coding region runs from base 1 to 7230 and encodes 2409 amino acids. The record is from RefSeq and is a predicted model, not a curated record. Gene Ontology annotation, molecular function: metal ion binding; ATP binding; acetyl-CoA carboxylase activity.
AUGGCAUUUGCCCUGAUUGGGACAAUCCAACUCGCCGUGAGCAUUCGCCAGAUCGAGAGCGAGACGACGCAGGCCUUCUUGGGGACCUCCCCAACGCUCCCAUAUUUCUCUCUUCGUUGGGCCAGUGCGGGCAGUCGGCUGGUCUGGUGGGGGAUCCACCAGGAAUCGACAGCCGACCCGGUCGCUUCCCGUCAAGCCUCGCUUCCGAUACCCACCGACAGGACCACCCCGUCGCCUCAUCCCCGGCUGUCGUCUCUGCCAGAAGUCCUGGCCUCGGCCCUCCUUCUCUCCUCCCAUGAGCAGAUCCUGCUCGAGUCUCCCACCUUCACCAUGACAGAAAUCAGCGGCAGCAGCGCCGCCUCGCAAUCCCGGCGCGGCACCGUGAACGGCUCGUCAGCACCACAUGCCAACGGCAAGCCAUCGUACACCGCGACGCGCAAGUUGCCCGACCAUUUCAUCGGCGGCAACAAGCUGGACAGCGCACCCGACUCCAAGGUUAAGGACUUUGUCGCCAAGCACGACGGCCACACUGUCAUCACAAACGUCCUGAUUGCCAACAACGGUAUUGCUGCCGUCAAGGAGAUCCGCUCUGUCCGGAAAUGGGCCUACGAUGCGUUCGGCGACGAGCGCGCCAUCCAGUUCACCGUCAUGGCUACUCCUGAGGAUCUGCAGGCAAACGCCGACUACAUCCGCAUGGCCGAUCACUAUGUCGAGGUGCCCGGUGGCACCAACAACCACAACUACGCCAAUGUCGAGCUGAUCGUCGAUGUGGCGGAGCGGAUGGAUGUCCACGCGGUGUGGGCCGGAUGGGGUCACGCCUCCGAAAACCCGAAGCUGCCAGAAUCCUUGGCUGCCUCGCCGAAGAAGAUCGUGUUUAUUGGGCCACCAGGCUCUGCCAUGCGCUCGCUGGGCGACAAGAUCUCCUCCACCAUUGUCGCACAACAUGCAAAGGUGCCCUGCAUCCCAUGGUCCGGCACUGGUGUCGACCAGGUCGCAGUGGGCGAAGGCGGCCUGGUCACCGUGGUCGACGAGGUCUACAUGAAGGGCUGUGUGAACUCGUGGCAGGAGGGCCUGGAGAAGGCCCACCAGAUCGGCUUCCCCGUCAUGAUCAAGGCCUCGGAGGGCGGCGGCGGCAAGGGCAUCCGCAAAGCCUCGAGCGAAGAGGGCUUUGAGCAGCUGUACAAGGCCGCGGCCAGCGAGAUUCCCGGCUCGCCCAUCUUCAUCAUGAAGCUGGCCGGCAAUGCCCGGCAUUUGGAGGUGCAGCUGCUCGCCGACCAGUACGGCAACAAUAUCUCGCUCUUUGGCCGCGACUGUUCCGUCCAGCGUCGCCACCAGAAGAUCAUCGAGGAGGCACCCGUGACCAUUGCCAACCAGACCACCUUCCGUGCCAUGGAAGAGGCGGCCGUGCGGCUUGGCAAGCUUGUCGGCUACGUCUCUGCCGGCACGGUCGAGUACCUAUACUCGCACUCGGACAACAAGUUUUACUUCCUCGAGCUCAACCCCCGUCUGCAGGUCGAGCAUCCGACCACGGAGAUGGUCAGUGGCGUGAACCUGCCUGCCGCCCAGCUCCAGAUCGCCAUGGGCAUCCCACUGCACCGGAUCAGCGACAUUCGGCUACUGUAUGGCGUGGACCCCAAGACCACGACCGAGAUCGACUUUGAAUUCAAGAACGAGGAGAGCGGCAAGACCCAGCGCCGGCCAACGCCCAAGGGACAUACAACCGCCUGCCGGAUCACUUCCGAGGACCCGGGCGAGGGUUUCAAGCCGUCCAACGGCGUGCUGCACGACCUGAACUUCCGCAGUAGCUCCAACGUCUGGGGCUACUUUUCUGUCGGCACGGCUGGCGGCAUCCACAGCUUCUCCGACAGCCAGUUCGGCCACAUCUUUGCGUACGGCGAGAACCGGUCGGCCUCGCGGAAACACAUGGUCGUGGCCCUGAAGGAGCUGAGCAUUCGCGGUGACUUCCGCACGACCGUGGAGUACCUGAUCAAGCUGCUCGAGACAGAAGCCUUUGAGGACAACACCAUCACAACCGGCUGGCUCGACGAGCUGAUCUCUAAGAAGCUCACGGCCGAGCGGCCUGACCCCGUCUUGGCCGUGGUGUGCGGUGCCACUACCAAGGCCCAUAUUGCCAGCGAAGCCUGCAUUGCCGAGUACCGCACCGGUCUGGAGAGGGGCCAGGUCCCGUCCAAGGACAUUCUCAAGACCGUCUUCCCCGUCGACUUCAUCUACGAAGGCUUCCGGUACAAGUUCACCGUGACGCGGUCCAGCCUGGACAGCUAUACCCUCUUUAUCAACGGCUCUCGGUGUCUGGUCGGUGUCCGUGCCCUGAGCGACGGUGGCCUGCUCAUUCUCGUCGACGGCCGCAGCCACAACGUGUACUGGAAGGAGGAAGUCGGGGCCACGCGCCUCUCCGUCGACGGCAAGACCUGUCUGCUGGAGCAGGAGAACGACCCGACACAGCUGCGGACGCCGAGCCCGGGCAAGCUGGUCAAAUACACGGUGGAGAGCGGCGACCAUGUGUCGGCUGGCCAGACGUUUGCCGAGGUCGAGGUGAUGAAGAUGUACAUGCCCCUGGUCGCACAGGAGGAUGGCUUUGUGCAGCUGAUCAAGCAGCCUGGCUCGACGCUGGAAGCCGGCGACAUCCUCGGCAUCCUAGCCCUGGACGACCCGAGUCGUGUGAAGCAAGCCCAGAGCUUUGUCGAGAAGCUGCCCGACUUGGGCCCGCCCGUUGUUGUCGGCACCAAGCCGUCGCAGCGGUUCGCGGUGUUGUACAGCAUUCUCGAGAACAUCCUGCGCGGAUACGACAACCAGAUGGUCAUGGUGCAGACGCUGACCAAGCUUGUCGAGGUGCUGCGGGACCCGUCGCUGCCCUUUAGCGAGUGGAACGCGCAGUUCUCUGCGCUGCACGCGCGCAUGCCUGCGAAGCUGGAUGCACAGUUCACGCAGAUCGUGGAGCGUGCCAAGACACGCGACGCCGAGUUCCCGGCCAAGAGUCUGCUCCGGGCGUUCCAGAAGUUUGUGGACGACCACGUCGAGCGGGCAGACGCAGCCCUGCUGCGCGACACGCUGGCCCCCCUGACCGAUGUGCUGAACCUGUACAUGGACGGGCAAAAGGUGCGGGAGCUGACGGUGAUCUCGUCGCUGUUGUCGAUCUACGCAGAUACAGAGCGUCUGUUCUCCGGGCGGCGGCUGCAGGACGAGGAGGUGAUUCUAAAGCUUCGGGACCAGCACAAGGACGACAUACUCACGGUGGUGCAGACGGUGCUGUCUCACAGCCGGGUCAGCUCCAAGAACGGACUUGUGCUGGCCAUCAUCGACGAGUACCGGCCGAACAAGCCGAACGUGGGCAAUGUGGGCAAGUACCUCCGGCCGGUGCUGCGCAAGCUGACGGAGCUCGAGUCGCGGCAGACAUCCAAGGUGUCGCUGAAGGCGCGCGAGAUCCUGAUCCAGUGUGCGCUCCCAUCUCUGGAGGAGCGGCGGUCGCAGAUGGAGCUGAUUCUGCGGUCGUCCGUGGUGGAGACGCAGUAUGGCGAGUCGGGCUGGGAGCAUCGCGAGCCGAACCAGGACGUGAUCAAGGACCUGGUGGACUCCAAGUUCAACGUGUUUGACGUGCUGCCAAUGUUCUUUGCCAACGAGGACACGUGGGUGUCGAUUGCGGCGCUAGAGGUCUACAUCCGGCGGUCGUACCGCGCAUACAUUCUCAAGAAGAUCGAGUAUCACAGCGACGAGUCGGAGGCACCGCUCUUCAUGACCUGGGACUUUGCGCUGCGGAAGAUUGGCCAGUCCGAGUUUGGCCUGCCGCUGCACUCGGCCGUGCCGUCGUCGCCGGCGACGCCAGCCACUCCGACCGACUAUGGGUUCAAGCGCAUCAGCUCGAUCAGCGACAUGUCGUACCUCUCGCGCCAGACGCAGGAGGAGCCGACACGCAGGGGUGUCAUCGUGCCGUGUCGGUACUUGGACGACGUGGAGGAGCUUCUCUCCAAAGCGCUGGAUACACUGCCGUUUGGCGGCUCGAGGCUUCGCAAGCGGAGCCCAGGCGCCGGUAGCUCCAGCACGCUGGCGUCCGGACUGGUGGGCAAGCGGCGGCCAGUUCCAGCUCGUGUAGACACGGGGGUGGAUGAGCUCUCGGCCGUGGUCAACGUGGCGAUCCGAGACUCGGAGAACAUGGACGACCAGGAGGCACUCAAGGUGAUCAAGCCGAUUGUGGAGCAGUUCAAGGACGAGCUGUUUUCCCGUCGGGUUCGGCGAAUCACCUUUAUCGGCGGCCACAAGGACGGGUCGAACCCGGGUUACUACACGUUCCGGGGGCCCGACUACGAGGAGGACGACAGCAUUCGCCACAGCGAGCCCGCGCUUGCAUUCCAGCUCGAGCUCGCACGUCUGGCCAAGUUCAAGAUCCGGCCAGUGUUUACGGAGAACAAGAGCAUCCACGUGUAUGAGGCCAUCGGCAAGGGCGUGGAGACGGACAAGCGGUACUUUACGCGGGUGGUAAUCCGUCCCGGCCGAGUUCGCGACGAGAUCCCGACGGCCGAGUACCUGGUCUCGGAGGCAGAUCGGACAGUCAACGACAUUUUUGAUGCGCUCGAGAUCAUCGGCAACAACAACUCCGAUCUCAACCACAUGUUCCUCAACUUCACGCCCGUGUUCCCGCUGCUGCCGGAGCAGGUGGAGCAGACUCUGCAGGGCUUCCUGGACCGAUUUGGACCGCGUGGCUGGCGGCUUCGGGUGGCACAGGUGGAGAUCCGGAUCAUCUGCACGGACCCGGAGACAGGGAUGCCGUAUCCGCUGCGCGUGCUGAUCACGAACACGUCGGGCUACGUGAUCCAGGUGGAGAUGUACGCGGAGCGCAAGUCGGAGAAGGGCGAGUGGCUCUUCUACUCGAUCGGCGGAACGACCAAGAUGGGCUCGAUGCACCUGCUGCCGGUGUCGAUCCCAUACCCGACGAAGAACUGGCUGCAACCGAAGCGGUACAAGGCCCAUCUGAUGGGCACGCAGUACGUGUACGACUUCCCGGAGGUGUUCCGCCAGGCCUUCCAGAACAGCUGGGUCAAAGUGGUCAAGCACAACCCAGCCCUGGGCGAGAGGCAGCCGGCAGCCGGUGAGUGCAUCGACCUGUCGGAGCUGGUGCUGGACGACCACGACAACCUGACGGAGGUAUCGCGCGAUCCGGGCCUGAACACGUGCGGCAUGGUGGGCUGGAUCAUCACGGCGCGCACGCCCGAGUACGCCAAGGGCCGGCAGUUCAUCAUCGUGGCCAACGACAUCACGUACAGCAUCGGGUCGUUUGGGCCAAAGGAGGACAACUUCUUCAACAAGUGCACGGAGCUGGCGCGCAAGCUGGGAAUUCCGCGCAUCUACCUGUCGGCGAACUCGGGUGCGCGUCUGGGCCUGGCCAACGAGCUGAUGCCGUACUUCAAGGUUGCGUGGAACGACGCGACUCGGCAGCACCAGGGCUUCAAGUACCUCUAUCUCGACGACGCGGCGAAGAAGCAGUUUGGCGAGCACGUGAUCACGGAGGAGGUGACGGAAGAUGGCGAGAAGCGCAACAAGAUUGUGACGAUCAUCGGGGCCGAAGACGGUCUGGGCGUCGAAUGUCUGCGCGGCUCCGGUUUGAUUGCCGGCGCGACGAGCCGAGCGUACAACGACAUCUUUACGGUGACGCUGGUGACGUGCCGUUCUGUUGGUAUCGGUGCCUAUCUCGUCCGUCUGGGACAGCGGGCAGUGCAGGUAGAAGGCCAGCCGAUCAUCCUGACGGGUGCGCCGGCGCUCAACAACCUGCUGGGUCGCGAGGUGUACACGUCGAACCUGCAGCUUGGCGGCACGCAGAUCAUGUACCGCAACGGCGUGACACACAUGACGGCCAGAGACGACAUGGAGGGCGUGUCGCGGAUCGUCGAGUGGAUGUCGUACGUGCCGGACAAGCGAAACAACCCGGUCCCGAUCAGCAUCUCGACCGAUUCGUGGAAUCGCGACGUAACCUACACGCCGCCACAGAAACAGCCGUACGACGUGCGGUGGAUGAUUGCGGGCCGGCAGGAGGGAGACGACUACCAGCCGGGUCUGUUCGACAAAGACUCGUUUGUCGAGACGCUCGGUGGCUGGGCGCGCACCGUGGUGGUUGGCCGGGCACGUCUGGGCGGCAUUCCGAUGGGCGUGAUCGGCGUGGAGACACGAGCAGUGGAGAACACCACGCCAGCCGAUCCAGCCAACCCAGACUCGAUGGAGCAGGUAACGAACGAGGCGGGUGGAGUGUGGUACCCCAACUCGGCCUUUAAGACGGCGCAGGCGAUCAACGACUUCAACUACGGCGAGCAGCUGCCGCUGAUGAUUCUGGCCAAUUGGCGCGGCUUCUCGGGCGGCCAGCGCGACAUGUACAACGAGGUUCUCAAGUACGGCAGCUUCAUCGUGGACGCGCUCGUCAAGUUCGAGCAGCCCAUCUUUGUGUACAUUCCGCCGUUUGGCGAGCUGCGUGGCGGCUCGUGGGUCGUGGUCGACCCGACGAUCAACCCGACCGCGAUGGAGAUGUACGCAGACGAAGAAGCGCGUGGUGGCGUUUUGGAACCGGACGGCAUGAUUGGCAUCAAGUAUCGCAAGGAUAAGCAGCUGGAAACGAUGGCACGGCUGGACGCCCGGUACGGCGAGCUGCGCAAGCAGCUUGCGGCAGCACAGAAGAGCGGCGCCACGACCGAAGUGCUGGACGGCCUGCGGGACCAGCUAACGGCACGUGAGCAAGAGCUGCUGCCGAUUUACCAGCAGAUUGCGACGCAGUUUGCCGACCUGCACGAUCACGCCGGCCGCAUGAAGGCCAAGGGUGUCGUGCGCGACGUGCUGCAGUGGUCGAACGCACGGCGUUUCUUCUACUGGCGGGCGCGUCGUCGGCUGAACGAGGAGUACAUCCUGCGCAAGAUGGCCACAGUGGCCGGCGGCAGUGUUCUCUCGAGCCCGGCGGCGAAGCUGCGGGCACGCCACCUGCACUUGCUGGCGUCGUGGUCGGCCGUGGCGGACUUUGACAAGGCCGACCGCGAGGUGGCCCUGUGGUACGAGGAGCACAAGAAAACGAUCCAAGAGAAGCUGGAGGCCCUCAAGGCCGACACGGUUGCGGCCGAUAUCCGCGAGCUGAUCCGCGCGAACAAGAAGGACGAGGUGGCCUGGAAGGGCGUGCGCGAGGUGAUGCGCGUCAUGCCGGUCGAGGAGAAGGAAAAGCUGCUGAAGUUCCUGUCGGAUUAG